UUGAGUACUUGAUAGUGAAGCCAGUUCCGGGCUUGCAGUUCAGCAUGGCCACAAGCUAUCAGAAUCAUUGGAAGUGGAAGGAGAUGGGAGAGAAGUCACUGGACAUAGGCCACAGGGGGAUGGGGGCAUCAUAUUCUCAAGUCAAUGCUCUAAAGGAGAAUACAGUUGCAUCUUUUCUAGCAGCUGGGAAACAUGGUGCAGAUUUGGUAGAAUUUGAUGUGCUACUCAGCAAAGAAAAACAACCUGUGAUAUACCAUGACUUUUCUGUCAAAGUCAAGUAUUCAAAAAAAAAGAAACACAAAGUCCAUGCAGAACUGUUUGAAAUCCCAGUGAAGAGUCUGACCUUGUCUCAGCUCCAGUCCAUGAGACUGUUCUCUUCAGAUCAUCAUGGAGUGGAAAUCAAUAAUGAAGAAACCGAAGAAGAAAGCACAGAGCCGUUUCCAACCCUAGAACAGGUGCUAAAAGUUGUGGAUGAAAAAACUGGAUUCGAUAUAGAAAUUAAAUUUCCACAGCAGUUUGUGAAUGAUGUUUGGGAGAUGGAGAACUACUUUGACAUCAAUGAGAACCUGGACCACAUACUCAAGGUGGUUUUUGCUCAUGCUGGAUCCAGAAAAAUCGUCUUCUCCAGCUUUGACCCUGACUCUUGUAUUCUGCUGCAGUUAAAGCAAAACAAGUACCCAGUAUUGUUCCUCCACCAGGGGCGCACAGAGCACUACCUGGCCUACAAGGACUACAGAUCUUACGAAUUUAAAAGUGGCAUCAGCUUUGCUUUGUCAGAACAUCUACUGGGUGUGGCUCUACACUCUUCAGUUCUGCUGAAAGAUAUUGAUCUGAUUGACAGGGUACUUAAAAUGAAGCUGGUGUUGUUUGUCUGGGGGAAUGAUAACAACGACCCAAAGGUCAUACGCAAGUUACGAGAUCUCAAAGUUCAUGGUAUUAUUUAUGACAGAAUUGACUGCCACAAGCCAGAACAUCAUCCUGAGUUCCAGCUGACAUCAGCAAAGGAUGAAGCCACAUUUAUGAGGGUCGUCGAGACAGAGAAUGCAGCCUCGGUUCAUUAUCUGGAUGCCAGGGACAUGAGUUGUAGCCCUGAUGGCUCAGUGGGAGAAUGCGCAGUGACUGGAGAGUCAGGGGGCAGCAGCAGCUGCGGCAACUCUACCAUCAGUUCUAGCGCCAUUGUUCCAGAUAGUGAUGUUUUAAUGAGCCAGAAGGAGUUAAUGCCCAUGGUUGAAACCACAUCAUAG
Molecule: messenger RNA, 1244 nt
Organism: Candidula unifasciata
Lineage: Eukaryota; Metazoa; Mollusca; Gastropoda; Stylommatophora; Geomitridae
Source: the annotation of a GenBank genome assembly